AUAAAUGUGUCGCGUUCUGACUUCUUGCAGUGCACCUACAUCACGAUCGAGCAAGCGGAGAAGACCUGCGCCGUGGUCCUGAGCCGGCCCGCCUGGCUCUGGGGGGCUGAGAUGGGCGCCAACGAGCACGGCGUGUGCAUCGGGAACGAAGCGGUGUGGGGCAGAGAGGAGGUGGGCGAUGAGGAAGCUCUCCUGGGCAUGGACCUCGUAAGGCUCGGACUUGAGAGAGCGGACACAGCUGAAAAGGCUCUUACUGUCAUAGUCGAUUUGCUAGAAAAAUAUGGACAGGGAGGAAACUGCAUGGAGAGCCACAUGGCAUUUACAUACUAUAACAGCUUUCUGAUAGCUGACAGAAAGGAAGCGUGGGUGCUGGAGACAUCAGGAAAAUACUGGGCAGCAGAAAAAGUAGAAGGAGGUGUACGGAAUAUUUCUAACCAGCUCUCUAUCACAACCAAGAUUGACAGAGAACACCCAGAACUGAGGGAAUAUGCCAAAAGCAAGGGCUGGUGGGAUGGGGAAAAGGAAUUUGAUUUCGCUGCCACGUAUUCUUACGUAAACACUGCCAGAAUGACCACAUCCAGAGGGCGAUAUUGUGAAGGCUAUAAACUUCUGAACAAACACAAAGGUACC
Nestor notabilis (Kea) is the source of this 630-nucleotide messenger RNA. Its product is annotated as secernin-3-like. Gene Ontology annotation, biological process: proteolysis. The transcript is spliced from 3 exons. The record is from RefSeq and is a predicted model, not a curated record. The annotation marks the transcript as partial. Gene Ontology annotation, molecular function: dipeptidase activity; cysteine-type exopeptidase activity. NCBI's taxonomy places the organism in Eukaryota, Metazoa, Chordata, Aves, Psittaciformes, Psittacidae.